AUGUCCUCUUCUUCUGUGCAGAGUUUUGCAGAGAAAAGGAGGUGGAGGGAGGGAGAAUUGAGAAGAGAAGAAGAAUCGUGGAACCCGCCAGCCUAUGGAGGACUAACUGAUUGGGGCAAAAUGCUGCCUUUGUCGUCGGCAUCCAAAACAAGGGCAGCAGGUAGGGCAGGUAAGACACGGGAGCACGUUGUGAUCCGGUACUCCAUGAUGUACGAGAACUUUUCUGGUGACUGCGAUAUGAUCGUGGGACCCACUUCGACUUCGAUGCCAAUGUCUAGUGAUUCAUCCAGCAAGAUAUGGCCGUGGCCAAAGAGGCCGGGCCAUUGCUCUAUGUUUUCGAACCUAAAUGCUAAAGAAAAAUCUGCUCCUUUGAAUUCCCGAACCAUUCACAUUUGUUUUCGAACAGAUGCGUGUGAAUGCGCGAGGGCAGCUUUACCAUUUCAUCAGCCUUCCACGGAGCGCUCGAUAGAGGAUGAGAGAUUGAUUAAGGGCCUAAGCAUGACGGGAGAAUCGCGUGAUGCGAUGCUUCCAUCCAUGAGAGUCAUCGCAAUUGAACUCCCUGUUGGAGACAAUGAACUUGUGGAGGAUGCAUGA
This is a messenger RNA of Dovyalis caffra, 594 nucleotides long. Lineage: Eukaryota; Viridiplantae; Streptophyta; Magnoliopsida; Malpighiales; Salicaceae. The record is from the annotation of a GenBank genome assembly.